UCUCCUCUACUCCUCCCUCCACUUCUCAACUAGACCCGGAGUACUGUCAUGGGAACCCAGAACCUCACUCCUCUUGCAAAUAUCUCUAGGCUAGAUGUUUAGAUUCGGGUUCAGAUAUUACCUGGAUCCUUCAUCUAGCAUCAUUUACCUGGUUCGGUAGAUAUGUUCUCUUUAUCCUGCUCCAGGACCAGAUAUCUAACUGUACAAUAACAAAACUUAUUAAGAUUUAGCUACUACCUGAGAACCAAGAAAAAGCGUCCUAACCAACGGAUUUAAGACUUCUAGUUAGAGAUGGCCCAGCCCCCGCCCCGAAAGGGGGCGUACAACAAGUUCGUGAUGAACCUCCACAAGGAGCAGUUUAAUAAGCUCCAGGCUAAGAAUCAGCAGGAGCUGGAUCUUCUAGAUGAUAUCAGAAACUUUAUGAAGCAGAAGGCUGCAAUAGAAAAACAUUACGCGGAAGGACUUCUAAAACUGACAAAUGUGUACGCGAGUAAGAAAAUUGCUACUAUAGAGGAUCUCCCUGAGAACGCCAGAGUUAACGAACACGAACAUAACAUCUACCAAAUAUGGAGAAUUGUUUUAGAUGAAAACGAAAAGAUCUCGAAGGCAAGACUGGCCGCGGUUCAAGUGUUUAUGGAGAAAAUAUCAGAUGAUGCUAAGAAUGUUAGGUUUGGGAAAAAUAUGCACGCAAAACGGUCCCUUGAUCGCCUUGGUGUAGUUCAGAGAGAUGUCCAGGUAUCAGUGAGUGAAGUAGAUCGGAGUAAACGAAUCUAUUUCUCAGAGGAAUCGGAUGCUCUUGAUGUAGCGACCAAAGCGCAAGAUGCUGACCUGAAAGCGAAAGGAAAGAAACGAGAUGUUAAAAGUCUCUUUACCUCUAAAAGCUCGUUGAAGAAGCAAGCAGUGAAGAUGUCUGCAAAGCAAGAUGAAUCUGAUAUAAAAUCUACUGGUGCUAGAAAUGAUUAUAUAUUGUCUCUAGUCACAGCCAACGCCCACCAGGAUAGAUAUUUUCAUAACGAUCUUCAAGCUACAGUCCGGGAAAUGGAGGGAGGUAUUUACGAGAAGAUUUCAGAAUAUCUCGGAACCUUUGCUCGAACAGAACUUUUAACCUGCGGUGCCAUGCAGAAUAGUUUUACAAAGAUUAAAGAUGGGGCUGAAACCAUUAACAGAGAGUACAAUUAUAGAUGUUAUCUCAAGGCAUUCUCUUGUCUUGGCGACCAUGUCCAGUACGCCUUUGAAGCUGUUGAGGGUGAUACAAUAACAACAAUAACACCUUCGGAGCAUGAUGCUGGAUACUCGCUCAACUAUGAAGCCAGGAGUAUUGCUGGAAAACUGAACCAAGCAGUGAAAACUAUUAGAGCUUUCAGGAAAAGAAUAAAAGCUUGUCAGCAUCACAAAGCUAAAGGUUUGAAGCAUGAGCCUAAUGAUCCAUCAGGACCAAAUCUAGAUGAUAAAAUCGAAGAGCUUGAGAAUUCUAUUAGAACAGCAGAAACGGAUAAAGUAAAAUGUGAAGCUCGUCUGAACAAGCUAAGGGAAGGUGGAGUAGCAGUUGACGACUACUUGGAUAAAGCAAGUCUUGAAGCUCUUGAAAAGGAAUCGGAUGAGCAGAUGAAUACUAAAGACUGGAAUUCUAGUUCCAACGGAACAUCACAGAUGGAGACACCGGUAGCCGAGGAGCCAGCGGCAGAGGCGCAGGAAGAGGAGAACGCUGUUGAAAAUGGUGAAUGGGAUGGGACCAGUGAAGAUAAUGUUAACUGGGCGGAGACCGAGGAAGCACCAGCUACUGAAGAUCAAGAGAACUGGGCUGCUAAUGAGAACUGGGCUGAAACAGAAACUGAGGACUGGGGUCAGGAAGGCCAGAAAGGCCAGGCAGAGGCUCCCCAGAAUGAUGGAGCUAAAGAGAUAGAUCCAAACGCUGAAGUGUGGAAGGCCCUAGUACUCUUCCCCUUCGCAGGGCAGAACGAAGAUGAGUUGACCGUCGCUGAGAACGAAGAAAUUGACGUGAUGGUGAAGGAAUGUGAUGAGGAAGGAUGGUUGAUGGGAAGGAAUAAGGAAGGAGUUCGUGGUUACAUUCCAUACAACUAUAUUGAAGUUUACGAUUUUGUCAUGGUUGAUGACUCCACCCUUCCCGUACAACACGCUAAAGCUAGUUCCAACGCCGGUCAAGUUGUAAGACAGCCCUCAGUAGAGAGUACAGCAAGUUGGGGGUUCCCUGGAGCGCAAGCAAUGCCUGUUAUCCUGGAGCAACCUCCUCCAGAUCUAGGCUCAAGUUCAGAAGAGGAGAGCGAUGAAGAAUCCCCCUUUGGUAUGGGACCACCUCCUGCCCCGCCCCCACAAAUAAGUAUCCUUGAAUCUGAACCUCUCCAGGUUAGAAAACCUGGUCGACCCAUCUCUAUCCAGUUCGGGUCCUCCAUGGAUUCUGAGUACUGUAAAGCUUUGUAUGAUUACGAAGCCAAUGGAAGUGAUGAACUAGGGUUUAAGGAGGAUGAGGUUAUACACAUUGUCUCCAGGAGUCCGAACGGAGUUGAGGACGGGUGGUGGAUGGGAGAAUUAAACGGGAAAACUGGUCUUUUCCCGUCUAUAGUUGUUGAAGAGUGUCAGGCAAACGGGGAUGAUUGGUCUCCAGAUGUAUCACUAGCUUCACCAACUAGUAUUGGACCUCCUUGCUUCUCUCCUCCACAUCUAGACGAUGGUCCUGAUUUACCUCCUCUGGGUCCUCCUGGACUACCCGCCCCACCUGGUCCACCAGGUCGUCCUACAGACCUACCCAGUGGUCCACCUCCCCUACCACCUCCAUCAUCUUCACUCCCUGGACCUCCUCCAAGGCCAACAGCAGCAGCUCCAGGAGUAAACAAUUCUUCUAAUGUGCCUGAACCUGCAGCAGCCUCUGGUCUCAUGCUUCCUGAGACUAUGAUAACAAUCACCAACCCAACUCCACUUGUAGAGAACUCAGAUGAUAACCGAGAGGAAACUCCUGUCUCCUAUCAUGUAGAAAAUCCUUCCUUCUCCAUGAAUAUGAGUGAUGACAAGAAGGAGCAGUAUAACACCAACCAGGUCGCAGCUCCGGUAGAGAUAGAGAUAACGUGUGAUGAUACUCCUGCUGCAGAUGAAGAUGAGGAGGAGGAGAUUCAGUCCAAACCUGAACCUGUUGUCUCUGAUUGCCUUACAUUUACGGAAAUCAUGGUUACAGCACCAACUCCAAGGACACAGUCUCCUGUGGAAGAAGAAGUGAGCUUUCCUGGUCUGGAGAAAGAGAAUGUAGAGAUCAACGAGGAGAAUAUUGCUGCUGCCAUGGGAGCUGAACCAUCACAACAAACUGAACCAGUAGCAGAUAACCAGGAUUUGGGCUGGGCCAGUUUUCAGGAGCCUGUUGUAGAUGAGGAUGAGGCGAAACAGGAUGGAGCUGAUUGGGCCAAUUUUUCAGCCCCGGAACCCGAAGUUCAAUCUGAACCUACCCAACAAGCCAAACAAGAGUCCACACUUGAGGAUCAAAUUGAAAAAGAAGAAGAGAAAAAAGAACUCCCUGCACACAUUCUUGAUGAUCUCGUGGACUCAGAAGAAGAAGAAGAGGAGAAGAAAGCUCAAGUUGAUGCAGAAUUUGAAGUAGAAGAAGUUAAGAAGAAGAACCAUCUUGUUGAUACAGAUUCUGAAGAAGGGAAAGAAAUGAAGAAGAACGAUCAAGUUAAUACAGAUGAUUCUGAAGUAGAGGAAGUUAAAAAGAAGAAAGAUAUUGUUGAUACAGAUUCUGAGGAAGAAGAAGUUAAGAAGAAGAAAGAUAUUGUUGAUACAGAUUCCGAGGAUGAAGAAGAUACGAAUAAGAAGAAAGAUCAUGUUGAGGCUGUUACAUCAUCUGACUCUGAGUCUGAGGCUGAGCCUGGCAAGGGUGAUCCUGACUCCUCUGACACUGAAUCCGGAAAUGAUCUGAGCUCGAGUCAUCUUUCUCCAAGAAAAUCCACAGAUUUAAAUAAAACUGAAGACCUUGAACCCAAACAGCUAAAGAAACUUGAAACUAUGAAGGAGUCUCCAGCCUAAAGUAUCUAUAAUAACCCAACCAGUGUUUAAGUGCCCCGUCACGUGUUUUCCUGAUAAAAUGUUUUAUUAACACGUGUUGUAGAUAUACUACUCAAUAUAAACUCAAACUCAGAAGUUGAUUUGAACAUAAUCCUUUAUAGAAAACUAUGCAGCUUAACCGGAUUAUUUGCUUCUUUUCUUUGAUCAUGAGUAAAAAAAAUAAACCAGAAUUAAUGAAUAUUGAGAAGUAGUUGAACCAAGUGGUUGAACUAUGUCUACGUUGUUGACCUGUUUCUCGCUGUUCAUCUAAUCCCAGGUUAGGCGAAGAGAAUUAUAUCAAAGUUUGAUUACGGAGCUAAAAUGCAGAAUUUACCGAUAAAAAUAUUUUAUGCAAAUAUUAAUUUUUUUUUUAAUUUAAUAUUUUCUAGUUUUAACAACGACCAAUAAUAAUAGUCAAAGGUUAUACGUUUAUGCUUGCUUAGGAUUUAUAAAAUUAUCCAAUAUCAUUCAUUGCUUUAGUA
This is a messenger RNA of Eurytemora carolleeae, 4529 nucleotides long. RefSeq lists its product as uncharacterized. The transcript is spliced from 6 exons. The coding region runs from base 292 to 4029 and encodes 1245 amino acids. Gene Ontology annotation, molecular function: protein binding. Lineage: Eukaryota; Metazoa; Arthropoda; Copepoda; Calanoida; Temoridae. The record is from RefSeq and is a predicted model, not a curated record. Gene Ontology annotation, cellular component: recycling endosome; neuromuscular junction. Gene Ontology annotation, biological process: regulation of actin filament polymerization; neuromuscular synaptic transmission.